Messenger RNA from Aphanomyces invadans, 1048 nucleotides. RefSeq lists its product as hypothetical. Gene Ontology annotation, biological process: plasma membrane organization; phospholipid homeostasis; regulation of membrane lipid distribution. The transcript has 4 exons. The record is from RefSeq and is a predicted model, not a curated record. Lineage: Eukaryota; Oomycota; Saprolegniomycetes; Saprolegniales; Verrucalvaceae. Gene Ontology annotation, cellular component: plasma membrane. Bases 5 to 805 code for a protein of 266 amino acids.
CAAUAUGUCGUCCUCGUCGACGCCCUUGUGGCUCGGGUCUGCGUCGGUCGCCUUGUGCGGUGGCCUCGCCUACAUCAACCCACGACUCGGGUGGAUUGGCUUGUUUGCCACGAUGUUUUGGGCGAUUCGUGCGACGGUUCCAGCGCUGUCAACCAAGUACGUGGCAUGGUAUCGUGAGAGGUCGCCGCAAGAUAUCAACGACAAGCUCCUCUGGUGCAACACAACCGUCUCUCUAGUGCACUCAGCCAUGUCGGCAGCACUUAGUCUUGCUGUCCUGGCGAUGGACCCGGUACACGAUUGGGUGCACUCGUGCUCGCCACUGGCCGUCAUCUGUCUUUCGCUGUCCACGGGGUACUUCAUCUACGACUUUUACGACAUGGUCGUGGGGAAUCUAUACGUUCGCGCCCACGGCAUCCUCGUGCACCACAUCAUGGUCACGUUGUGCUACGUCCUUGCGCUCCAUUACAAGGUCGCCGUGCCGUACCUCGUCGUGAUGCUUCUUCUCGAGAUCAACUCGGUUUGGUUGCACGCGCGUAAGCUCCUGUCGAUGGUCGGGUUCACCCUUCGCAAUCGAGUAUACGCCAUGUCGUGGCACGCCCUUUGGCUAACCUUCUACACAACCCGCGUCUUGCUGCCGUUAGCCGUGCAUGUCGGGGUGACCCUAGAUCGGCACCGCUUUCCGCACGCGAUUCAAUUCGCAGUUGCGUUUGGAGGCACGGGGGUUCUCCACGUCUUAAACUACUUGGUGUAUGUUGGGUGCAACAAGGCGUACAGCAAAGAGAAGAAGCAGCUUAAGGUGGCGUAGGCCAUAAUCGUCCCAUGUCCCUGUCGGGACCUCGACGGCAUUUCAUAUUGGCCCAAGCCAAUCCACCGUCAUGAUUCGCCCCAUCACAACGUCUGCCUUUAAAGCGAACGAAUACAUUCCGCUCAGCAUACUGCCUCGAGUCGAGCCAUGUCCAGGCUGUUCGUCGUACUCUGAUUGUCUCGUUUCUGAGACUGUCAUUUAUUCAUGUCCUCGUCGAAAGGACCAGAGAAUCGCUUGACUGGC